Messenger RNA from Eufriesea mexicana, 2361 nucleotides. RefSeq names its product protein roadkill. Lineage: Eukaryota; Metazoa; Arthropoda; Insecta; Hymenoptera; Apidae. Gene Ontology annotation, molecular function: protein binding. The record is from RefSeq and is a predicted model, not a curated record. The transcript is spliced from 8 exons. The coding region runs from base 974 to 2122 and encodes 382 amino acids.
UCCUUUUUUUCCAGGCAUGUUCGAUAGGAUUCAUAUCUGGACUCUGGAGUGAUGUAUUUAGGGAAUGAGAAGUAUUAAAAAUGAUCCAAUGGCGUACAAUAUAUAUAAAAGAAAAAAGAAUUAAUAUUGAAGCAUGUGUAUAUAAUACCCUGCAUAUACAGGGUGACUCAACCUGUAGUAACCUGAAAUAAGUUAUUCUCGUAAUUGACCAAAAAGGUCCGUUGCGCCAGCACCUAGGAUCCUUGCUACAUCACUGCAGGACCCAUGACACACUUCAAUUGACCAAAAUAUAACGGUGCCCGCUCCAAUGACCUACUUUGUGGCUCACACGCACUCUCUCUUUCCUAUUCCUUCCGCCAUUCCUUGAGUGCCGACUGUUGUUCCUCUUUCUCUCUCUGUUACCCCCACUAUCACUCGAUAGCUUUUCGGUCAAGCGAUCGUCGAACGCAUGCGCGCACGCAGGGAACGCAUUCCCGCUGGCCGCUGUAUUAUCGGGCGAACUCCAGGCAGCGCAAGUGAAAUCGACUGAUUAUACGAUUAGUAAUGAAAGCGUCCUUCUCACGCGUAGAGGUAUCGUCAUGUAGUCGCGAAUUGUCACCUAUCUUCUGUCGUUUUUACGCCGAUAAGCAGUCUGUCAGUGAAAACGAUAUCGCCUUUGGACUAGUUACGUGAUCUUUGAUCCAUACUUGGACCGGGACGCACAGAGUCGGUCCAAAGCUCCGAAUUUCAGUCAAACACGAGUUAUAAAUGUGAUUGUGCAUCUAGUCCUCCAGGAAGAUUCUGAGAAUAAUAUGGCACUGUUAUGUCUACGUACUUUCAAAAUGAUGAUUGUUCGAAUUAGUAGAACAAUUAGUGGAAAAAUUGACGGUAAUUACGCACAAAGCAGUCUUAGCGUAUGUGCAUUGAAAGAAAUUGUGCACGGCCUCAAGAGUAGCGCUACAUGAUGACUACUUGGAAUAAGAAACCGCCAUAAAUGGAACUACUGGUACCAGCAGUCUCAGAUGUCGUGUUCAAGUACACAUGGCCCAUUCCGAAUUACAAGAAGACUGUUCUAAAGAAACGUCUCAUCGAUAGUCCUUCGUUCGACGUGAACGUGAACGGUAUUCAUAGCACGUGGAAUUUGUCCAUCAGAUUUUGGAAAGAUCCUGAUGGCAAAAGAAUGAUAAACCCAGUGGUACUGUGCCUGAACAUGUUGAACUGCACCAUAGAUGAAGCGGAACAAGCGAAGAUACGAUUUCAAUUUGCAGUUUUCAAUGCUGAAGAUAAAUACUGGGAGUACUAUCACGUUAGCAGGACAAUACUUGAGCUGAAAUCGUACACGGACAUCAUUUCUUUAGGCUACAGAGACUUAUCCAUUAUUGACAGGCAUUUGAAGAAAAAUGGCGAGGUGAUGUUAAUGGUUAAGAUACAGAUAAUCCAAUAUGAAAGUGAGAAGCAUAAUUUGUCACAGGAUAUGAUUAGAUUAUUGAAGCAUUCAUAUGGCGCAGACACUAAAUUAACCUGUGGAGGUUUGAGCAACGCUGAAUUUCCAGUACACAGCAGUGUGUUAGCUGCUCGUAGCAAUAUUUUAGCUGGAAUGAUCGUACCUUUGAAAGAAUUCAAUGAAAGGGAAAUCUUGAAAGUGAAUACCGCUGAAAAUACGAUAUCAAAUACGCGGAAUCUAGCAGAAGAACACAUAAUCGAUAAAGAAAAUGGUUGUUUUAAUAAACGUUACAUGUUUUCUCUGGAAUUAUUGGAUCUAAGUAAAGAAGUGACAGAAGAAUUGUUACGAUACAUAUACAGUGAUCAUGUUGAUAAUUUAGACAAUUUUGCUCCACAACUUUUAUCUUUAGCUGAACGCUUUUCUUUGCAAGGAUUAAAGGAGCUUUGCGAAAGAAAUCUCAUCGAAACGAUAACUCCAGAAAACAUAGCAAGUAGACUUUUAGUUGCUGACGAAUUUGGCUGUGAUACACUAAAAAGGGCAAGUAUAGCAUACUGUGAAGAAAACAUAAUGAUACUAAAUAAAAGUUUGGCAUGGAAAAUGAUGGAACAAGUAAACCCAGAAUUAUUCAAUGAAGUUUGUGAAGCUGGUAUUAACAGUUCAAGAUCAAGUAACAUGGACGAUAGUGAAUUAAGCAACUGACAUUUUCUUUCCUUAUGCUUAUACAAUUUAAGCAUUAAUCAUAAAUUUUUAUAAAUCUUGGUUAGUAACUUCAUAUUUUUCAAAAAAUGAAAUCAACGUAAUAUAUGACAUAGAAAGUUUCAUUACUUAUAAAAUCUCAUUGAAAAUGUAUGAGUCCAACAAAUUUUAUAAAAAAAAUGUUUUCUAGACUUUAAUAUAUCUCGUCAUCGUUAUACUUAAUUAAAUUAAUUUUACUGGAA